Molecule: messenger RNA, 11277 nt
Organism: Coregonus sp. 'balchen'
Lineage: Eukaryota; Metazoa; Chordata; Actinopteri; Salmoniformes; Salmonidae
Source: the annotation of a GenBank genome assembly
CGAUGUAGAUAGUGUUCUGCUACAAUACUGUGCAAAGAAUUACCAGCAAAAUAUUAUGAUAAACUGCAUAAAAUGGGACAUUGAAAAGUGUUUAUUGACACAAACCAACAUAAUCUAGCAACCAAGGAUGUCAGUAAACCGCUGUAUGCUGUUGUUCUCACGAGUACAGCACAGAAUAUGCGCCAUAUCUGUACGAAACAAAAACGCUCUGGUGGACGGUCGUUGUGGAAACGUUGGAUCUAUAACGUUAUUGAAAGACCCCUUGCCUGGUCCUGUGACCUCCAGACGAGGUGUUUAUUCGAACAGUUCGUCACGAUCACCAGACACCUCAUUAUUUGUGCCUCUCAGCAUCAAGAGUGAUGUCGGUGGUGACUGGGCUGUGGGAGCUGAGCUCACGCAACCUUUGGACAAAAGUACUGUACUUUUAACAUCCAUAUUGUUGUGCUAACUGUUAAUGUUGUUGAUUGCCAAUUAGACAGAUUAGCUGUCAAUGGGGAGAUGUUAGUAUAACUGAAACUGACUUCCACUGAACUGUUGAUCAUAGCCUGUCGAUGACAGCUAGCUUGCCAGAAGACACCAAUGAAAUUAUUUAUAAACCCUGGAUUGCUGACGCUAUGUAUUGGCGAACGAGAGGCUUUGAAGCCACCGGUCGGCCAUAUUGGCACUCCCCAGUAGGAGCAGUCCACCAUAGGAAUGAAUGGAAUUCUACAGUAUUUCAAUUAAAUGUUUCAAGGCCAACAUUACAUGUAUUUAUGUUUUUGUUGUAGUUGGGACAGUAACAUUAGUACAAAAAAUAUAUAUAUACCUAAGGAAAAUAUGUAUUUUUUUAUUUUAUGUUUAGUUCACAUAAUAUAAUUUAAAAGUAUGCAUUAAGGUGUCUGUAAUAUAGUAAACGUGUCAAACACAAAUAUUUUUUAAAUUGAGGAGUGCCAAGAUGGCUGCGCAGUUAUACACAUUGGAUGAUCAUGUACCAUUAUGCUUGUUUACACUAAGCUGUACUGAGGUCGGAACGCAAUCAUGGUUACAUUAAGACACCGUGGAUAAAGGUACAAUUUGGAGUUCAGUGGCAUAUCCCAUCCCUGCAUUGAGGUAUGUUCUCCAACCCAUAUCUUGCGCCGGCUCCACACUGUCUUAAUGUAACCUAGCCCUUGAACAUGACUCAGUUCCAUUACACAUAAGUAAUUAGACGAAGUAGUUGUGACGCUCGGUCUGAGUGUCGGUACGGUUUUGGAAGCGUAAGGACAUUAUCUUCCAUAAAAGGUUAAAUUGAGUCACACCUUUAUAGAGUUCAGGUUUUACAUACGGCCAUAUUUCCAUGUUACAGCGCUUGUUUAUGGAAAACAGAUGGAAGACAGAGUGGACUACCUGUACUAAUUAGUUAUCUGCAUCGCUGAACACCUGUGUGUUAACAAAAGACUGACACCACAUUGUCACUGAAAACAGGGAAGAUCUGAUAAAGGAUGGUAUUAAUCAAAUAAAAUACAAAAUUAUAGGGAGAAUCAACUAAAGGUAUUAACCCUCCACAUCUCUCAAGCCAGCUGCUCUUAAAUAUCCCCUGUGCCAGCAAAGGUGAAACGCCUUCUGACUAACGAGAUGACAAGCCAGCACAGGUGUAACACAUACUGACUAACGAGGUGACACCAAUCAGUGCGCCCAGCGUGCUAACGUCCAACCUCGAAAUAUAAAUGGGAAAACCAAAGCCUGUAACAUUGUGAAAUGAAAGUAGAGGGAUUUAUGUUUCUAGAACCGUACUGCAAUUGAGAAUCGAUUCACGUUUGGAUGGAGUAUUUGUCUAUUUCCUGUCAAUAUAUAUUUUGUUAACAUGUUUGCUGGGACUCGCUUCCUAAAAUGUUCAUAGCUUCAGGAAUAGGCCUACUGCAUGGCAAUUUUAUCAGACAUGUGGUUUCUCCUAACAGGUGAACUUCUAAAAAUGCUGAAUAAGUUCUACAAGAGGAAAGAGAUGCAAAAAAUAGCUGCGGAUCAAGGUCUCGAUGGUGAGAACAACAAUCAUUUUCAACUAGUUGGCCUACCGGUCGGGUACCCUCAUCAAAUAUAACCAGCCUCAUGGUCGUACCAAAACGUUAAUCUCUGUGUUGUUGUUAGCUCGUCUCUUUCACCAAGCCUUCAUCAGUUUUCGGAAGUAUGUGCUGGAAAUCUCUACGCUUAGCGCAGAUCUUCAUAUCAUCCUCAAUGAUAUAUGCUGUGGAGCAGGUGAGUUCAACACUCUGCUUAUCAUGUAAUGAAUCGGGUGAUUGAGCGCAACUGCGAGUUGGAACUGAAUUCCAAGCCCUCACACCUUGUCAACUGAUGACUGUUUUUGCUUGUGUUCACCAGGCCAUAUAGAUGACCUUUAUCCUUAUUUCAUGAGACAUGCCAAGCAGAUUUUCCCCAUGCUGGACUGCAUGGAGGAUCUACGCAAAAUCAGUGAUCUGCGUGUACCAGCUAAUUGGUAAGUAUCUCACUUCAGGUGAGCUCAACAUUACAAUGAACAUUUUGAAAAUGCUCUUCCAUUCAUUGUAUCCAUUUCAAAUGGUUUUUGUUGUUUUUAUUGUCACAUACAUUGGGAUAGGUGCAUUGAAAUGUGGUGUUUUACAGGGUCAGCCAUAGUAAUGGGGUGCCCCUGGGGCAAAUUAGGGUUAAGUGCCUUGCUCAAGGGCACAUCGACAUAUUUUUCACUUUGUCAGCCGCGCAUUCAAACCAGCGACCUUUCGGUUACUGGCCCAACGCUCAACGUAAUUAUACAUACAGCACUGUGUUCACACAAUACGCCACACGUGUUUUUCAGCCCUGCACCUGAAUGUUUCCCAGGUACCCUGAUGCUAGAGCUAUCCAGAGGAAGGUGAUAUUCCAUGCCGGCCCGACCAACAGUGGAAAGACCCAUCAUGCAAUUCAGAGAUACCUGGCUGCCAAGUCUGGUGUCUACUGUGGACCGCUGAAGCUGUUAGCCCACGAGAUCUUUGAAAAGAGCAACACUGCUGUCAGUAUGACCCAUCUUUCACUAGUAAACCUCCAUAGAGAGAUGUCAUUUAGAAGGCUUUUUUUGUAGCUAAUACCUUGAAACAAUUUAAGCAAAAUUAGUUUAUCUAAUCGGAAGUGUUUCUUACCAAUCAUUUCCAAAAUGUUUAAUUAAAUUCUUGGCGCACUAUGUCGAAGGAAGACGUUAAAUCAACGUUUCUUUCUCCCCAGGGCGUGCCGUGUGAUUUGGUAACAGGAGAAGAGAGAACAUUUGUGGAUGCGGAGGGGAGACAAGCUGAGCAUGUGGCCUGUACUAUCGAGAUGUGCAGUGUCACAACUCCAUGUCAGUGUCUUCUCUUACCUCUCAACUUAAUAAACAUAUUUCAUGUACAUGAGGUUCUUUUAUCACUUCCAUUUAAGUAUUGAUAUUAGUUGACAUUCGUUAUCACCAGCUGUGUUGACUAACACGUGAAACGUGUCUUCUGUCCAGAUGAAGUAGCGGUCAUUGAUGAGAUCCAGAUGAUCAGAGACAUAUCGCGGGGAUGGGCCUGGACCAGGGCUCUUCUCGGUCAGUAACUUCACUGUGACAGUUGGGACAAACAACAGACCAUUGUAAUAUCGCAAAAUCUGAAUAUUGUUACGGUAUAUAAAUUACCAGCUAUUUACUAAGUCAAUAACGAUAUGGUAAAAUGAUAAUUUCACAGUAAUAACUAUGGAUUAUUUGUUUUUCUCUGUCUGGGAAUAGGUUUGUGUGCUGAGGAGAUCCAUGUGUGCGGAGAGCCUGCUGCGAUUAACUUUGUCACAGAGCUCAUGUACACAACAGGGGAGGAGGUGGAGGUGAGUCUGGCCAGUCUACUGAACAUUAGUGUGUUUGGCUUCUAAUGAGACUGUCAGUUAUUUGGGGUAGAGGCCUGAUUGUCAUUAAUAUGAUUCUGCUGAAUAUCAAUAGCUCAUGUAGGGCUGUGGCGGUCACGAAAUUUCGUCAGCCGGUGAUUGUCAAGCAAAUAGCUGUCGGUCUCACGGUAAUUGACCGUUAAUUAACAUAAACACAUUUAGCAUCUACAAGCCAUUUUUAAGUCUAAUAAAUCCAUGUAAUAUAGCCUACACUUUCACAAUAAAUCCAUUAUUUAUUUUAGACGGGUCUAAAGAGGCUUGAUAUGAAGAAAAUGUAGUCUAUUUCAGAACAGAAUAGCAUACUCUGAGUUGUCCUUAUGUUAGUUCCUGAUGUGGCUAUGCCAAAUGGCUGUGGGCUGCACUAGUUCAUCUAGCAGACAAGAUUAGCUUAUCAUUCCGUGGCAUUAUUUUAUAGUAUGAAGAAUACAAUUGAACAAAGCUGAAUAAAAUACAAAUAUAUUCUCCAAACGAUUUGAGGGAGUGCGCACAUGCAGCUAUUCUGUGUUGAGUGGUUAACAAAGAAACAGGUAAUCCUAUAUGCUUAAUUUAGAGUUAUUAAUGUAACUUUAGUUGUUCUACAAACGUUGGGCUUUGUUUUGAUUUUUAAUACAUUGUAAGGCUGCAUGAUUCAACUCUAAUGAUGAUUUGAAAAAAGUGGCUUGAAAGGCAUGAGCUCUGCUUAGUUUUUUGCGCAGGCUGUACCCACUUCAUCAGUCUCUCAUUCACAAUUUGACAAGCACUUGAUAAUGCCUCGAAUUUCACGGCGGUAUCCCCUUUGUGGGCGUAAUGCACCCUAAAGAAAUCCAUGCCUUUUGCGGCCUGGAGUGCAGUGUUGUGCCCUUCUCCCUGAGUGUGCUGUGCAAUCCGACGCGUCUCUCACUCACACGGCUCUCCGUCACGUGAUCGGGUAUUUCUCACAUGCUACAAGUUAAGACACACCGGGGACACAACUGCGUGCGUCCUUAUCCAAUUCCGAGGUGCAUAUUGAAGAUAUUGUUAGAACUGUCCACAUUUACUUUUCAUCAGCCAGCAAGAUGAGUAGGCCUAACGAACACCAAAAGCACUAGCCUAUGUCAAUCUACUAUCCCCCAUAGUACAAAAGUUGACCUAUUCUGUGCGAGAAAUAAAUAUUCCAAAUAUAGUCUGGGACAGUUGUGGGAUGCGAUAGAGCCCAAAUUAAUACAGCCACUAGCAUCAAAACGUUUUUUACGCAAUGUGGCUGACGCAACAGAUCAGAACGUUUAGCUUAAAAUGUUGAUAAACUAUUAGGCUAUUUCUUCACAUUAUAAGCACAGCAAUGCGCAUAUGGUAUUAGGCUAUAAGCGUGAAUGCCCAUUCGUGGAAAACACCGUUAUCAAAAGUGACCACACAUGCAAUUAUGCAUGUAAUGCUUUUAUUACAAAGGUGCAUUUGUAUGGUUACAAUUAUCUUCCCCAAACUUGAAAUUCACACACUGCUUAUAUAUGCCAGUUAGUCUCUACACCCCUUGUAAAGCAGAUUAAUGUGCUUAAUUUUAAGAAUUUAUUUGGCCACUUUAGUUGUGAUACAAACCUUAUUAAAACAUAUAGGCCUAUGGGCUAGGCUACAUGAGGUGUGCGACUAUGAUUUGAACAAGUCGCAAAAAAAAGGCAUUGUUUCUUAAGCUGGGCAUCAUUCACAACUGAUAAUAUAUAAUUCACAGGUGAUAGGCUAAUAUUGUCACCCAUCAGACUUCUUGAUUUACUCUUGUCUUUACAUAUGCUAAAUAAUAUGUGUGAAAUUUGUUUUGAUUUAGAAUGGACAAUUAUCAUGCACCUGUAUCGAAACGGGCAGCGGAAAAAAUACAUUUGCAUUGACGUCGGAGUGAUUAGAGGGACAAUAGAGUGCUGAGUACCAGGCAGUUAGCAAGUUUGGUAGGCUACUAAUGACCAUCAGCAGCAUCAGAGCUUGGAGAACCCUAAUUAUCAUGACUAAACGGUCACAUGGAAUUUGACUGCCGUCAUGACUCUUGACUGGCGGUAAUACGGUCACCGCAACAGUCCAAGUCUCAUGUUAAAAUUAAUAAAUAAUCCUACGAGAAUUAAAAACUCAGGCUUCUAGUGUCUUACAGUUGACCUAUUCUACUGGCAGGUUCGUAACUACAAGAGGCUCACUCCGCUCUCAAUCCUGGACCGUGCUGUGGAGUCUCUGGAUAACCUGAGACCAGGUGACUGCAUCGUCUGCUUCAGCAAAAACGAUAUUUACUCCAUCAGUAGGCAGAUCGAGAUCCGAGGCCUGGAGUGCGCAGUCAUUUACGGAAGCCUUCCACCAGGUAAGGCUUUCCUCUGUUCGAAGAUGUCCACAGAGCACAGUGAUUGAGGUGAUGGAGAGGUAGAAGUGUGAAACAUUUUAAAUACGAAAAUUCAACUUGUUCAGGUGCUGGACGGAAAAACAAAAUAACUGAUAUACAGUGGGGGGGGGGGGGGGGGGGGGGGGGGGGGGAGUGGAGUAUUUAGUCAGCCACCAAUUGUGCAAGUUCUCCCACUUAAAAAGAUGAGGCCUGUAAUUUUCAUCAUAGGUACACGUCAACUAUGACAGACAAAAUGAGAAAAAAAAAUCCAGAAAAUCACAUUGUAUGAUUUUUAAUGAAUUUAUUUGCAAAUUAUGGUGGAAAAUAAAUAUUUGGUCAAUAACAAAAGUUUCUCAAUACUUUGUUAUAUACCCUUUGUUGGCAAUGACACAGGUCAAAUGUUUUCUGUAAGUCAUCGCAAGGUUUUCACACACUGUUGCUGGUAUUUUGGCCCAUUCCUCCAUGCAGAUCUCCUCUAGAGCAGUGAUGUUUUGGGGCUGUCGCUGGGCAACACGGACUUUCAACUCCCUCCAAAGAUUUUCUAUGGGGUUGAGAUCUGAAAACUGGCUAGGCCACUCCAGGACCUUGAAAUGCUUCUUACGAAGCCACUCCUUCGUUGCCCGGGCGGUGUGUUUGGGCUCAUUGUCAUGCUGAAAGACCCAGCCACGUUUCAACUUCAAUGCCCUUGCUGAUGGAAGGAGGUUUUCACUCAAUCUCACGAUACAUGGCCCCAUUCAUACUUUCCUUUACACGGAUCAGUCGUCCUGGUCCCUUUGCAGAAAAACAGCCCCAAAGCAUGUUUCCACCCCCAUGCUUCACAGUAGGUAUGGUGUUCUUUGGAUGCAACUCAGCAUUCUUUGUCCUCCAAACACGACGAGUUGAGUUUUUACCAAAAAGUUCUAUUUUGGUUUCAUCUGACCAUAUGACAUUCUCCCAAUCCUCUUCUGGAUCAUCCAAAUGCAAUCUUCAGACGGGCCUGGACAUGUACUGGCUUAAGCAGGGGGACACGUCUGGCACUGCAGGAUUUGAGUCCCUGGCGGUGUAGUGUGUUACUGAUGGUAGGCUUUGUUACUUUGGUCCCAGCUCUCUGCAGGUCAUUCACUAGGUCCCCCCGUGUGGUUCUGGAAUUUUUGCUCACCGUUCUUGUGAUCAUUUUGACCCCACGGGGUGAGAUCUUGCGUGGAUCCUCAGAUCGAGGGAGAUUCAGUGGUCUUGUAUGUCUUCCAUUUCCUAAUAAUUGCUCCCACAGUUGAUUUCUUUAAACCAAGCUGCUUACCUAUUGCAGAUUCAGUCUUCCCAGCCUGGUGCAGGUCUACAAUUUUGUUUCUGGUGUCCUUUGACAGCUCUUUGGUCUUGGCCAUAGUGGAGUUUGGAGUGUGACUGUUUGAGGUUGUGGACAGGUGUCUUUUUAUACUGAUAACAAGUUCAAACAGGUGCCAUUAAUACAGGUAACGAGUGGAGGACAGAGGAGCCUCUUAAAGAAGAAGUUACAGGUCUGUGAGAGCCAAAAAUCUUGCUUAUUUGUAGGUGACCAAAUACUUAUUUUCUACCAUAAUGUGCAAAUAAAUUCAUUACAAAUCCAACAAUGGGAUUUUCUGGAUUUUUUUUUCUUAUUUUGUCUGUCAUAGUUGACGUGUACCUGUGAUGAAAAUUACAGGCCUCUCAUCUUUUUAAGUGGGAGAACUUGCACAAUUGGUGGCUGACUAAAUACUUUUUUUCCCCACUGUACAUCCCGCUGUGACAUUACUCAAUCCUUGAGGUAAAAUAGUGUGCGUCAUUAAAGCACUGUGAAUUAUCUGGUCAACAGGCACCAAGCUAUCUCAAGCAAAGAAGUUCAAUGACCCAGAGGACCCAUGUAAGAUCCUGGUUGCAACGGAUGCCAUAGGGAUGGGACUAAACCUGUGAGUUGAGCAUUGAAACUGAUCUUGUUAGCUUGUUUUAAUUGACCUCUGACAAUCAUAUUACGUUUGAAGUACAUUGUUCUACACAUUGUCAUAACUUCUAAACAGAAAAAAAAAAAACAUUUCUUGCAUGAUUAGUUGAUAUCAGUUUGCUGCAGAGUUGUUGUUACAAUGCAGGAAAUGUAAAACUUGUAUUCAAGGUUUAAAAGGCUUCUGACAUUUGUGAUUUCCACUUAGAAAUGUCACAAUUGAUUUUCCCUUACGAAAACAUUUAUCAACCCCUAUAAAAAUGUCCAUUAAUUAUAGUCCACAUAAUGAUUCACAUUUCCUGUUGCUGCAGGAUUAUUUUUCUGCUCUAGCAAACUGGCUCAAAUUAAGAUCCUACACCUGUAUAAGCUCUCUGUCUACCAUGCCCCUCCCACAUAAGGAGUAUCAAGAGAAUCAUCUUCAACUCCCUGGUGAAACCCAACAUCAACGAGAAGGGUGAGAAGGAGAUGGACACCAUCUCCACGUCUCAGGCUCUCCAGAUCGCCGGGCGGGCCGGACGGUUCAGCUCCAUCUUCAAAGAGGGCGAGGUCACCACCAUGCACCGCGACGACUUGCCUAUCCUCAAGGAGAUACUCAGCAGGAGUGUCCACGCCAUCGAGGUGAGGAAUAUGGACCGUUUCUGACCUUUUGAUCUCCUGUUUUUCGGACUAUUUAAUGACCUAAUCUUAAUUUCCGACUCCUAGAUAGCUGGGCUGCACCCCACAGCAGAGCAGAUUGAGAUGUUUGCCUACCACUUACCUGAUGCCACCUUGUCCAAUCUGAUAGUAAGUAUCUUUACUUCACUACAAUUUACUCUGUAACGAGAAUUAAGAUUUACUGUUCAAUUCAGAUUAGUAUAGAAUGAUUUGUGUUCAUUUAAAAGUCACGUUUUCCUUUCUAUCCCCAGGAUAUAUUUGUGAGCCUCUCACAAGUUGAUGGUAUGUACUUUGUGUGCAACAUUGAUGACUUCAAGUUCCUGGCUGACAUGAUCCAGCACAUUCCCCUCAACCUGCGCUCUCGAUAUGUGUUCUGCACUGCACCCAUCAACAAGAAGCAGCCCUUUGUGUGUACCUCCUUCCUAAAGGUAGGAGCAGAGACAUGGUUACAGUGGAUUCCCCAUUCCAUUAGCAACACUGGUUAAAACACCUGGGCCUGAAUUCACAAUGAAGGAGUGCUGAUAUACGGUUUCACCUUUUUUAGAUAAUUAUUUAAUUAUAAGAUGAGACGUUGAGGAUUAUAAUAAUACCGCUUUGAUGUCAUACAAGCAAGCAAAUUUGCCGUGGACCACAUCUGAAUGCACUCAUGACUCCACCAAAAUUACAAUCUGCGAAAGCCUAACACUGUAAGAUCAUGUUUUACCAUUAUUUAGUCAUGUUGGCAAUCGAACAAGCUUUCAAAUUAUGUGAUUGUGAUUUUAUAAUGGACUAUUUUGGGUUGCCUAAACAUCAGUAAUUGUGCGAAGGCUUAGAAGCAGGGCUGUUCAAAACAAACAACUACCAGUGAGCUUGCUCUAGUUCCUCAACGGCACAGCUAGGAGAGCUCAAAAAGCACCUUUAUAGAGCUAGACUCUUGUUCGAGUCAUAGUAUAGUGCUUUGAAAUGACUUAGGAACUGUGCACAGUUUGGAGAGGUGUGUGUCCACUUGGAGACACCAGUUAGACCUCGCACUCAAACCAUUGUCAUAAUGUUUUCUUAUGUUGCACCUACCCCAAGUGUUCCAAUAAUAUUCUUAUUAUGUAACUGAAUGUAUCCAGAGUAUUUUCAGAUUUCGUUAUCAACAAAUGCGGCAAAAUACACAUAAAAUCAAUGGUAUAAUGUUUGGAUUCAGUCUUGUGUCAGGUGAACUGCUGUGUCCUCACCUUUUGUGAAAUAAUUUUCCCAUGAUCUCUAAAAAUGUUUUAAUUGCUGCCAUGGUUACAUACAUGUGCUUUCCAUAUUUCUUCUGUAAGAAACAUUUUAAAUGUAGCCCUACAGGCCAAUUCCGAGUGUAAAGGGUUAACAAGAUUGUAUGGACAGGUGGAACCUGAUCCUAGAUCAGCACUCCUACUCUGAGAGGCUUUGUGAAUACUCUGACCUCUGACCUCUGAAUUUGACUGGUUAACACCCUCAUUUCCUGUCAUUCAGUGAUAGGUCCACCGUUUGGAAUAUAGAAUUUGUCACAGGAAGCACACGUCCUUGCAUGAGUCACGCCAUUGAUUCAUAUUCUGGCAUGAUCAGCAUGUUGCCAGUUUGCCUCUGAACUGUCGUGCAGUAACUGUAGCAGCAUUGAUAAGGUUUUGUUGGGCUUUAAGGGACGUGACAUUAGUGGUGUUACGGCAGCAGUAUUGAUAAGAUCUGUGGGUUGGGUGAGUGAAACGUGACUGUGGUCUAAAGGUAAUCCUAUGGUAAUUGGCUCUGGAUGAUGAGACACUGAUUGUUUGUGACGCUCUCUCCGUCUGCAGUUUGCCAGACAGUUCAGCAGAGAUGAACCCCUGACCUUUGACUGGGUGUGUCGGCUCGUCAGCUGGCCCCUGGUCCCACCCAAGAACAUCAAGGACCUGGUGCACCUGGAGGCUGUCCAUGAUGUGCUAGAUCUCUACCUCUGGCUCAGGUGAUCCCAUCUCUCACCACUCUACCUUUACCAAAACCAUUCACCAAUCAAAAUGACCAAGUGUUCUUCUUGUGCUAAAGGUCAUCACAGAAUUGAGUAACACAAUGUGCCUAACGAGGUCAUUGAUUGUCUUUAUUGCAAUUAUUCUCAAUCAGAUAUGAAUAAUACUCUCUUUAUGACUUUGUCUCCAGCUACCGCUUCAUGGACAUGUUCCCGGACGCCAAUCAUGUCCGAGAGAUCCAGCGGGAGCUGGACAGCAUCAUCCAGUUGGGCGUGCGCAACAUCACACGACUCAUCCGAGCCACGGAGACCAGCGCCCCCCCGGGGACGGACACCCUCUCCAAUCAGAGGAGGCCGGGGCCCAGCCCAGUAUCCCCAAGGAGGGUUCGAGGAGCUCCCAAGGCCCAGCACAGUGGAGUAGAGGCUGGGCAGCUGGACCAGUCCCUAGGCUCCCGCCUGGUGCAGGAGGGCUUACUGACUCCCCACCUCCUAAGGCAACUGCAGAAGGAGUGGUCCAAGGAGCACCGUCGAGAGGAAGGAGGAGUAAAACUGCUUGCGGCGACUUUGAAUAAUAAAAUGAAAGGGAAGAAGAGACAGAAGUGA